Messenger RNA from Ichthyophthirius multifiliis, 1294 nucleotides. RefSeq names its product secretory granule protein t2-a, putative. Lineage: Eukaryota; Ciliophora; Oligohymenophorea; Hymenostomatida. The record is from RefSeq and is a predicted model, not a curated record. The transcript has 4 exons. The annotation marks the transcript as partial.
UAAAUUUCAAAAAAGAAACAAAAAAAAAAUAAACAAAUAAAUCAAAAAAAAAAAAAUAAUAAUGAACAAAACAGCUUUUUUCAUUGCUCUCUUUAUUAUACUCACUUCUGCUAUUAAAUUGGAAUAAGUUAAUACUUAACUUAAAUAGAUUGAAAAGACUAAAUUCGGUAAAAACCUUCUUGAUAUGAUCUAAUUAUCAUUAACUACAUCUGAGCAUAUAGAUGAUUUAGUAUUCGAAUUAAAAAACUUAGACAAUGACCUCGUCAAGGAAUAAAGCGAUGACGAUUCUGAAAAUAAAAGAAUAGGAGCUGAAUGCGAAGAAGAAGUAGCUCGUUUAACAUAAGAAAUUUCAGAAGCUAAAUAAAAAUCAUCUGAAUUAUAAUCUGAAAUAAAUGCUAAAACACCAGUUUAAUUAUAGAAAUAAAUUUUAUUAAAGGAAAAUGAAUCAUAAAAAGUUGAAUAUUAAAAAAGUAUUGUAGAUUUAGAUGCUUUCAAGGAAGAAGUGGAUAAAUUAUGGGCUACUGUAUAAGAUGAUCAUUAAAAAGCUACUUAUACAAUAUAAAGAGCAAAAGAUGUUAUAGUUGGAGAAUUCUAAAAAGGAUCAGCUUUCUUAUAACGUAAAGAUAUCAAUUUCGUAUAACUUUCUAAACAUUUCAGUGAUUCCGCUAGACAUAAUAAUUUCUAAAAGAAAUCAUGGAAUAAACUUUUUAAAGUACUUUCAUAAAUAACAGCUUCUGCCCCUGUUUAAGCUGAUUCUGGUGCUAUUUAAAAAAUUGUUGAAUUAUGUGACGAACUCUUAUCUAAAUUAGACGAAUCUCUAUUAUAAGAAAGAUAAAAUUAUAAUCACUAAGUUGCUGUUUAUCAUGAUGAAAGAGAAGCCGCAGUUUAACAUUUAUAAGAAACAUAACUUCACAUUGAUAACCUAACUGCCGAAAUACAUACUUUAAAAAGCAGAAUUGAAUAAUGUGAAAAUGAAAAAACCUCCUAAGACGAAAGAGCUGUUGAAAAGGAAGAAGAAUUAAGCAAGAGAAACAUAUAUUGCUUUGAUUAAUAAGAAUAAUACAAAUUGAGAUCUUAAUAAAGAGAUGAAUAAUUGAAAAUCGUAAGAGAAGUUUUGGAUAUUAUUAAUUCUCAAUUAAGAGUACUUAAGAAAUACGUUGGUGAUAGAACCGAUUGAUUUUCUAUUUUUAAAUCAAAAUAAUAGUGAAUAAUAUUAAUAUAUUAAUUAUAUUUUCUUUUUUUUAGUAUAUAUAGUUUUUUUUUUUAAAUCUACAAUUUUUUUUUUUUUUUUCUU